ACUGGCCCGGAUCUGGCUCACAUGAUCCAACAGAUCCAGGAUCACCAGGCUCAGGAGGUGAGCCAGAUGAUCCAAGGGAGCUGCAGAGCAGCCUCACCAGUAUACAGAGAAUACACUCGUUACUGUGUAAUUGUUUUCACUUCUGGACUGCUUGGCGGCAACGCUGUCGUCGUUUCCGGCGAGCACACCGAGACCCCCGCGCCGCUGUUGGCCGACGACACCCACCUCGGUGUCGGCCUGCCGGGGCCUGGACUCAUGACGCUCCAGGAGAAGCUCCUCAUGCAAGCCUCCAACAACACCACUAUAACAAUUCACUCAGAUAGGGAGCUCUCGCAGCAAGUCACGUCGCGGGCAGGUGCGCUGAAGGACCAAAGGAGUAACGAGAUGUUAGUUUUCCAGCGGUGA
Messenger RNA from Pyricularia pennisetigena, 405 nucleotides. RefSeq lists its product as uncharacterized. The annotation marks the transcript as partial. The transcript has 2 exons. NCBI's taxonomy places the organism in Eukaryota, Fungi, Ascomycota, Sordariomycetes, Magnaporthales, Pyriculariaceae. The record is from RefSeq and is a predicted model, not a curated record. Gene Ontology annotation, biological process: antibiotic biosynthetic process. Gene Ontology annotation, molecular function: hydrolase activity.